Molecule: messenger RNA, 3137 nt
Organism: Symbiodinium sp. CCMP2456
Lineage: Eukaryota; Dinophyceae; Suessiales; Symbiodiniaceae
Source: the annotation of a GenBank genome assembly
GGCUCUCUUCGCGCAUGUCCAGCCGCAGCGGGAUCGGCGAGCUCGUGCGACAAGUCUCCUCGUCGAUGGGCUUGCCUGAUGGACAGAAGGUGGAGGAUAUGCAGCCGGAGCAGCUCUGCGCCCUGCUGAAAAGCGAUGCAGCGCAUGGGCUUAGCUCCGGCAAAGCUGCCGCACGGUUGAAGAAGGAUGGGCCCAACCAGCUUGAGCAAGAGCCCCGGCUCGGGCUUUUCAUGCUCUUCAUCCUCCAGCUCACAAGCUUCAUUAUAAUCUUGCUCAUCAUCGCCGCCAUCGCUUCCAUCGUCGUCAAUGCCACCAACGAGGGCAAGCGAGAUGAAAUCCUGUCCUACACCACAGGGAUGGCAAUCUUCAUCUUGGUCCUUUUGAAUGCUGGCAUCGCGGCUUACACGGAGCACCAAGCUGGCAAUGCCCUGGACGCCUUGGCGAAGCUGUCGCAGCCAGAGGUGUCCGUGCUCCGAGACGGCGAGGUGGAUGUCGUGAAGGGCGACGUGGUGCUCCUGGAGACCGGCGACGUGGUCCCGGCGGACCUCCGGCUCGUCGAGGCUGCCGACCUGAAAGUCGAUGAGAAGGCCCUCACCGGCGAGCCCGACGAUGUGUCCAAGAACACGAAGAUCAAGGAGCAGACGAAGCUGACGCCCGAAAACAUGGUCUUCUCCGGAUGCCCAGUGGCCAACGGGAAGUGCAAGGGUAUUGUGGUUGCCACUGGGAUGAACACACGCAUCGGCGAGAUUGCCAAGAUGAUGGCGAAACAAGACGAGGAGGGUGGCAGCAGCGGCUGGUGUGACUGCCUGCCCACCUCGGCCGAGAACAAGACGCCGCUCCAGGAGAACGUUGAGCGAUUGGGCGCACGCAUCGGCGUCCUGGCCAUCGCUGUCUGCGUGGUGGUGUUUAUUAUCGGCCUGCUCAUUGGUACCAAGGAUCCUGAGUUCCCAGAGAGCCCCAGUUGGGUCUACAUGAUCCUCAUUGCCGUGACCUUGGCCGUCGCUGCCAUUCCAGAAGGAAUCCCACUUUGCGUGACCAUCUCGCUUGCGAUCGGCUGCCAAGAAAUGGUCGAGAAGAAUGUGCAGGUGCGCAAGAUCGCGGCAGUGGAAACCCUGGGCUCUGCUUCGGUGAUCUGCAGUGACAAGACAGGGACGCUGACGGAAGGAAAGAUGACCAUGACGAAGAUGUGGUCCUGUGGCGUAGAGUACAACAUCACCGGCCAAGGCUUCGAUCCCACCAACGGCCAGGUCCAGCGCGUGGGCAUGCUCCUGCCCAACGGGGUGAACUCCAACCGCGACCUGGGCGUGCGUAGCACCCUGCUCUCUGCCGUUCUCUGCAGUGACACGGUGCUCUUCCUGGCCGAGGAUGAGGAGACGGGUGAGGCGACCUGGCAGUACCGGGGCAACUCCUCCGAGGCUCCCAUCGUCGUGGCCGCCAGGAAGAUCGGGCUGCCCGAGGACGUGACGAAGGGCUACCGCCGUCUGGUGAACAUCCCCUUCUCCUCGGCGCGCAAGAUGAUGCUGACGGUCUCCGAUGUCACGGGGCGAACGAGCUUGUGCGAUGGUGGCAUGCCUUUGCCCCCCGGUACCACCGGCUUUACCGUCUGCAAAGGUGCCCCGAACUGGGUGAUUCAGAGCUGCAGCAGCAUCCUUCGAGAGGACGGCGGUGUGUAUCCCCUCAGUGAGGAGGAGAAGGCGCGCAUCAACGCCGGGGUUGUGGACGCCUACUCCGACCAGGCCCUGAGAGUCCUUGCUGUAGCCGUUGGCUUCAGGGCAGAGCCCACGGCACAGUUGGAGAACGACGACGUACCACUAGACGACAAGUUCAAGAUGCUGCGGUCCAACUUGACUCUCGUUGGCAUGGUUGCAUCCCUGGACCCGGACCGCGAGGGUGUUCGGGAGUCGGUGCUGGGCGCCCGGGAAGCGGGAAUCCGAGUCGUCAUGAUCACCGGGGACUACCUGAAGACUGCCACGGCCAUUGCAAGGCGGGUGGAGAUCCUUCGGCCGGAGGACAACGUGGCGGAAGCAGCCGUGGACUGCAACUCCCUGCGCCCGCGGGACGAGACCUACCUGCCAGCUGAGCAGAUGGACGAUAUCACCAGCCGAGUUCGCGUCUUCGCCCGAGCUAAGCCGGCCGACAAGCUGGAGAUUGUAAAAUCCCUCCAGCGGCAGGGUUUGGUCUGUGCAAUGACAGGCGACGGCGUCAACGAUGCCCCGGCGCUGAACGAGGCGAACAUCGGCGUGGCGAUGGGCAUCCAGGGCACAGAGGUGGCCAAGGGUGCAGCGGAGAUGAUCUUGACCGAUGACAACUUCACCUCCAUCGUGAAGGCCGUCGAGAAAGGGCGGUCCAUCUACGCAGGUAUCCAGAAGUUCGUGGCCUUCAUCAUGUCUGUCCACAUUGCCGAGGUCAUCCAGAUCUUCUUCUGUGUCGUCGUCUCUAUGCCUCUGAUGCGCACACCGCUUCAGAUUCUCUUCCUGAUUCUCGUCACAGAUCUGCCGCCCUCCAUUGCGUUGGGCAUGGAGCCCGGCGAGAGGAAUAUUCUGCAGCAGCCGCCUCGGCCGAAGAAUGAGCCAAUCGUGCUUGGAUGGAUGUGGGUGAGCAUCUUGCUGAACGGCUUCGUGCUCUCAGCGGUCAUCAUCGCGGUUUACACCAUCUCCCUGCAUCACUACCUGGGCGUCGUGUUUCUGGAUGAUAUCCUCAAGGCCAAGGAAGAAGGAGAAUCGCAAAAUCAGGUCGACGAUCAGCUUGCGAAGGCGAGGACUGUGGCCUUCAUCUCCCUGGUCUUCUGCGAGAAUGUCCGUGCCUACAUCUGCAGAUCCUUCAGUCAGCCUGUGUGGGUGGAUUUGUGCACAAACCCGGUGAUGCAGAAGGCAGUUCUGGUGGCACAGGUGGCCAUGUUCUGCGCGGUGCUCAUCCCCUUCUUCUCCGACCAGAUCCUCGGCCUGGAUGGCCUCCACAUCGGCGCCUGGGGCUGGCUCUUCUCCCUGUCAGGACCUGCCGCCACGCUCGUGCUUUGCGAGCUGAGCAAGCUUCUGACCAAGUGGCAGAUGAAGAAAUACCAGCGACAGGUCAAGCUGCAAACCGAUGAAGGCCUGUCUGAGGAGGAGUCGUCCAUCUCUGAUUCCAGCUCGGAGUAG